Molecule: messenger RNA, 582 nt
Organism: Solanum lycopersicum (tomato)
Lineage: Eukaryota; Viridiplantae; Streptophyta; Magnoliopsida; Solanales; Solanaceae
Source: RefSeq, a predicted model, not a curated record
GUAGCACACAACUUUUUUGCAGCUCUAAAGUUUUCUACUCUUCCAUGACCCUACUGUUGAAUAAUUCAUAUGCACCUCCUCUCCUUUCUUUCUCCGGUAGAAAGCUUUCUAAAAAAAAGACAACAUAUCCAUGGGAGUCCUUUACCUCUUCUUUGGUUGUGUUGUUGUCUUGUCAAUUUGUCGGUUUUGUUUUGGACUCUCUCAAUGUUCUUUUGGCAGUUUGUGAUUUUCCCAACUUUAAUCAACUUUUCAUCAUCUAUGAGUAAUGGCAUUUUCAACGUCGAUGGCGAUAUAUGGAAGUAUCAACGACAAGUUGCUAGCCACGAAUUCAAUACUAAAUCGCUACGAAAAUUCGUUGAAUCUGUAGUUGAUGUCGAGCACGGCUAUUUAGUUUCCUUCUCCAAGCUUGAGAUGGUGGUGCAGCACUAUCAAAAUCAAACUGCAGCAAGCAAAUACAAGCGAGAUCAUAACACUAUAAAAGAAUUGAACAUCACAAAAGUGAAAUAUCCCAGUGGAGGCAAAAAGCACUAGAUGAUUUAUUCUCCCUCUUCAAUCCUUUGUGGACACCACAAUUACCCAAAA